Puccinia graminis f. sp. tritici CRL 75-36-700-3 is the source of this 387-nucleotide messenger RNA. RefSeq lists its product as uncharacterized. Bases 1 to 387 code for a protein of 128 amino acids. The transcript has 6 exons. The record is from RefSeq and is a predicted model, not a curated record. Gene Ontology annotation, molecular function: hydrolase activity, hydrolyzing O-glycosyl compounds. Lineage: Eukaryota; Fungi; Basidiomycota; Pucciniomycetes; Pucciniales; Pucciniaceae.
AUGGCCAUCUCUACCUUUACGGUGAUCUCUUCGACUUCAGAGCUUUCAAGGAAUGAUUUCGAAGUACAAGAUCUACUGGAGACUGUUGCCGGCUUUGGGACGCCAGUCACUCGAACCUAUACCUUAAAAAUCGCCAACACAAAAUUCAAGGAAGGCACCAUGCCUCCCUCAGAGGCUCAUGUGAUUGGAUGGGACAGAUCUUCAAAUGAUUGGAAAUACAAUGAAACCGUUUGGCAACAGAUGGACAAUGUGCUUGAUCUGGCCCGUGAAUACGGAGUCAAGCUGAUACUUCCAAUCAUCAAUCAGGAUUACGGAACAAGCGACACAGACUACGUAGGCAACUACAAUGAUCGGCUUUUAGCGGAAAAAGCGGCUGAAAACCGCUAA